ACAUAAACAGUUAAAAGUCAAUAAAAAGCAAAAAAAAAUAUUAUUAAAAUGCGAAACAUAACGGUUGUGUUUAUUUCAAAUACUAAACUAGUUUGAGUCCAAGUUUGGCAUUCGCUUGUAGCGCACCGGUCAGUAAUAGAAAUAACAAAAUAUAAUAUUUAUAAGCAAAUCAAAUGCAAGCAUUUUUUCAUAUAACGGUAUCCAGAACGAAACGGACACUAAAUGAAAUUUCAACAAAAUCUACAAUCGCAUCUAACACCCGAAUGGCGAACACAAUACAUCGAUUAUGUCUUCCUGAAGCAAAUGAUACUCGAUGCGGUUGAGAAUGCGCCACCGGUCAACAGCGCCGAGUUAACGGCUUAUUACACGCAGUUUCAACAAAAAUUCCAUGAAGUUUGCGAUAAAGAAUUGGAGAAAAUCAAUUUGUUCUACGAAGCCAAAUUGGCGGAGAUCAAUCAUAAGUACACACUGCUGAGAGAUGAAAUGAAGUUGGCGCAAGAGAUGGCCGAUACAGAGCUGAUGGCGCGUCCUUCGAUACGCAUUAAGAACAAUCAAUAUCGACAUACGAUCGACAUGACGCGAAUAUUGACGCGACAUGCGACGCAUGAUUUCAAGGCGGCUUUUAGUGAGCUCUACUUGAACGCCAUACUCUUGCGCAACUAUCAGAUUUUGAAUUAUACCGGUUUUCGUAAGAUACUCAAGAAGUAUGAUAAGCGCAUUAGUGGCAGAGCCGGUCAUCACUACUUCACAACCAAAGUGGACAAAACGUCAUUUCAUACCAAUCAUCAAACUAAAGUGCUUUUGAAAAAAAUCGAGGAUAUAAUGACAUAUAAUCUGGAGCAUGGUGAUCGACACAAAGCUAUGGAACGGCUGCGUGUACCGCCACUCGCUGAUAAAUCGCAUCCAUGGACCUCGUUUCGCACGGGUUUCUCGCUGGGUGCACUUAUUAUACUCGGUAUCAUGGUCGUUUUAUCGUUCACCAUGAAAGUCAUCGACGUGGAUGUGGUAACGUGUGUGCUACUUUUUCGUGGUCCUUUUACCAUGAUUUUAUUUUUGGGAUUGCUCAGUUUGAAUUUCUAUAUCUGGCGCUAUGUGGGCAUCAAUCAUGUGUUGAUAUUUGAGUUGAAUCCUCGUAACUUUUUGGCCGCUGUACAAAUUCUUGAGAUCGCCGUUGUAUUCGGUUGCAUAUUAUCACUGCUGACACUCGCUUUCCUACAUUCCCAAUACCUUGGCAUGCCACCAUAUGUCUUUCCGUUGGCCAUGCCUAUAAUAAUGGCAGUCUUCCUCGUCAAUCCCAUACGCAUAUUUCAUUAUCAGUCACGCAUGUGGUUGCUGCGCUAUUUGGGUCGCAUUGCUUGUGCACCGUUCUUCAAAGUCGUCUUCGUGGACUUCUGGUUGGCCGAUCAGUUCAAUUCACUUGUGGCACUCUUCGUUGAUUAUAGCCACAUUAUAUGCUACUACACGACACCGUUCGAUUGGUAUCACGCUAAAGAGCCGACUACUUGUGCCAUAAAUCAACGCUAUACGACCUUGAUACGCAUAUUACCGGCGUGGUUUCGUUUUGCUCAAUGUCUAAGACGCUAUCAUGAUGAUCCUCAAAGUGCUAAGAAGCAUCUUGUUAAUGCCGGCAAAUAUUCAACUAGUUUCUUUGUAGUGUUUUUCGAUUUCAUGGCAAGACACUAUGAAGCUUCUUACGACAGCCGACUGGAGAAUCCAUUUAUCUGGUUCUGGAUAUUGGCUGCCAUCGUUUCUUCAACUUAUGGUUUAGCGUGGGACUUUCUAAGAGAUUGGGGGAUCUUCAGUGCGGAUUGUGGGGAAAAUAAAUAUCUGCGAGCGCACAUUCUCUACAGACCGAGUUUCUACUAUUGUUUAAUCGUCGAAAAUCUUUUGCUGCGCUAUCUGUGGGCCUAUGUAUUUGUGCUGAACGAAGCAGGUGUUGUCAGUCAAAGAAUUAUGGCGCCUAUAGCGGAUAUUUUGGAAGCAAUACGUCGCUUCCUGUGGAAUUUCAUUCGUUUAGAGAAUGAGCAUCUGAACAAUUGUGGCAGAUUUCGUGCGGUCCGUGAUAUCUCAAUUACUGUUAUUGAACAGCCCUAUCGUGCAUCUAUCACUACUAUUAAUGAACCACCUGUUAAACCUACACGAAGUUGGAAAAAUCGUGCUAAACUGAAAAUUCAAAGUGAUUCUAAAAAGGUUGCCAAUGUUGUAUAGUAUUGAAAAUCAUAGUUUUAAGAUUUUUUUCUCAUUUGAUUGUAAAUAUGUUUUAAUGAGUAAGCAUAAAAAGUCAUGAUUGCUAAAAAUAAAUUGUAUAAUCUUUUUUGAACUUGUUCUUAAAUAGUUUAAUAAGGCA
Zeugodacus cucurbitae (melon fly) is the source of this 2347-nucleotide messenger RNA. RefSeq names its product xenotropic and polytropic retrovirus receptor 1. The record is from RefSeq and is a predicted model, not a curated record. Gene Ontology annotation, molecular function: inositol hexakisphosphate binding. NCBI's taxonomy places the organism in Eukaryota, Metazoa, Arthropoda, Insecta, Diptera, Tephritidae. Gene Ontology annotation, cellular component: plasma membrane; cytoplasm; Golgi apparatus. Gene Ontology annotation, biological process: phosphate ion transport; cellular response to phosphate starvation. The transcript is spliced from 8 exons. The coding region runs from base 223 to 2208 and encodes 661 amino acids.